CCACACACAACGCACCCUAUGUGCGUUUCGAUUGUUUCGUCGCCGUUUGACCUCAAAGAUGGCAGCUGGAUGACGUCAAUGCAUAAGAUGCCACUGUAACACUGGUAUUUUUGGUAUUUUGUUUUGCGUGCGUGACCCAUCUCGGCAUAGUGUAAAAACCUACCUUUGCGUUCGUGUGGUCUCGCCCAAAAAGUUUUUAACCAGUUAGAGCGCAGAAAAUUCCCGCGAGUUUCUAUAAUCGAGUCUUGCGAUACAAGGUGAUUUAGUUGCGGUUGCAUUGUGUUUUGUUUACUAUUUACUUCGUUUAAAAUCGGUUGCUUUGUCCGUACCUUUUGUAUGUUUGUUGUGGAAUGUUGUUGGAAUGUGGUGUGUGAGGAUGUGAGUGCGAGAAGAAAUAUAUAGCAGAUCUCAAGAACCUCUUGACAGAGGAAGACGUGGGUUUAAGUCUGGGUGUAUUUGUGUGAGAGUGAAGAUCGGCGUCAACUUUCCGAAGGCCUGAAACAGCAGGUUCAAAUUUUCCGAUUUAAUUUUGUGGAGACAGCCACAACUCUAAAAUCGUUUCAAACCGACAAAUUCAGUGUCGGAAGAACUCUUUUCCCGUUUUGGGGAAAACCACAACACUCAGCCCGUCCGAGGAUCUCGCCAGUAACACCACCCCAUUUAGCAAUGGGUUGGCCUCAGGGACUUUCAGCAUUCCUGACCGUGUGGAUUAUGCUGAAUUUGAUGAUAUGUACGACUGCAGCUGUGAAUUGUCCUGCAGGGUGUAGAUGUGGCGUUUCCCAAGCAACCUGCCAAACGCCAUACAACGCAACAACACCUCUACCACAUCAUUCUAUAACAGCACUGGAGUUGAAUGGCGUUGGAGGGAAGGUAGUAAGGUCACUGGCCAAAUGUGAACCCAGCUUAGAGCAUCUUAUUGUCAAUAAUCUUGAAGGAUUCGAUGGCAAAAAUGAAAGCUUAGCUAAACACGAAGAUGGAAAAAGUAUCAUGACCAUCAAUAGACUCAAGGUGCUUCAAGGACUAAUAAUGGAUUUGAAAAAUCUCAAAACAUUGAUUGUGGAUGAGAGCAACUGGGAAUGUACAUGUGACCUGAUUGACUUAGCUGACGCAGUAUCCCACCAAGGUCAGGAUGUUUUCCAUGUGAUCAAACUAUUGAUGAAUCCAGCUUGUCAAGAGCACGGUCUGGAUAUUCAUCAGUAUAGUUCAUUGGAACUCCUCUUUUUGUGCUAUUCUGGUUCAUCAAAGUCCAAGUCAAGAAGUCUUCAAGAGAUUCUCAAGCUAAAGAACAAGAGCAGUCUGAGAGAUGCUGCUCAUUCCAGGGUCCGACGUGCUAGAAGAAGAAAAAACAAAAAGCGCAGAAAGGGUAAAAAGGGCAAAAAGGUCAGAAAAGGAAAAAAGAGGAGAAAAGGCAAAAAGAAAGGAAAAGGCAGAAAGAAAGGAAAGGGCAGAAGGAAAGGAAAAGGCAGAAAGAAAGGAAAGGGCAGAAGGAAAGGAAAAGGCAGAAGGAAAGGAAAAGGCAGAAAGAAAGGAAAGGGCAGAAGGAAAGGAAAAGGCAGAAGGAAAGGAAAAGGCAAAAAGAAAGGAAAACUUCAAAAAGUUCAAGAGGCUGCACCAGCUGAAGAGGAGGUUGUUCCAGUUGAAGCAGAAAUUAAGCCUGUUCAACAGGAAGCAGCACCAGUUGAAGAGGAGGUUGCUCCAGUUGAAGCAGAAAUUGAGCCUGUUCAAGUGGAGGCUGCACCAGUUGUAGAGGAGGUUGCUCCAGUUGAAGCAAGAAUUGCACCUGUUCAACAGGAGGCUGCACCAGUUGAAGAGGAGGUUGCUCCAGUUGAAGCAAGAAUUGCACCUGUUCAACAGGAGGCUGCACCAGUUGAAGAGGAGGUUGCUCCAGUUGAAGCAAGAAUUGCACCUGUUCAACAGGAGGCUGCACCAGAUGAAGAGGAGGUUGCUCCAGUUGUACCACGACUUAGGCCUGUUCAACAGGAGGCUGCACCAGUUGAAGAGGAGGUUGCUCCAGUUGUACCACGACUUAGGCCUGUUCAACAGGAGGCUGCACCAGUUGAAGAGGAGGUUGCUCCAGUUGUACCAAGACUUAGGCCUGUUCCACAGGAGGCUGCACCAGAUGAAGAGGAGGUUGCUCCAGUUGUAACACGACUUAGGCCUGUUCAACAGGAGGCUGCACCAGUUGAAGAGGAGGUUGCUCCAGUUGUACCAAGACUUGAGCCUAUUCAACAGGAGGCUGCACCAGUUGAAGAUGAGGCUGCACCAGCUCAAGAGGAGGCUGCACCAGCUCAAGAGGAGGCUGCACCAGCUCAAGAGGAGGUUGCUCCAGUUCAAGAGGAGGUUGCUCCAGUUCAAGAGGAGGUUGCUCCAGUUCAAGCAAAUGUUGUAACCAAAACACAAGAAGGUGAUCAAGAUACAUCAAAGUUACAAGAGCCAGUUGAAGAAGAACCCGGUAAAAUUGAUACAGGAUUAAUGAGUGAGCUUCGGGACCUUUUGGCAUCUACAAAGAUCGAUCUUCCAGUUGACAUCAAUGACCCCUAUGACCUAGGUCUUCUUCUGAGACACUUACGCCACCAUUCUAAUCUUCUAGCUCGCAUAGGAGAUCCAAAUGUUAAGCAGAAAGUUCUUAGUGCAAUGGAUGAUGGAAAAGACAAUAAAGAAUUAAGCAUCUAGAACAAGAGUGACACCAAUGCAGUGGGCUAAUUUUCAUCAUCAGUUGGUUUGUUAAUCUAAAGAUUUAAAAGAUCAAUGUAUUAUGGUCAGUGGUGGUGAAGACUGUUUUGGGUUGGGUUUGUUUUUUGGGGAUGGGGGCGAUUCUAAUUUAAAGAUUAUCAAAUCAAACUUCCCUGAAGUUAUGGUUAAACCAAAUUGCCAAUAUUUUGUAUUCAUUCAUUCCUAGAUCACUUUUUGAUUACUAAUAUAAACCCCUUUAUGGAUUAAGUAUUAUACAUACUCCUUAGCUGAUGUGAGUAAAACUGCGGGCGUUGG
Molecule: messenger RNA, 2988 nt
Organism: Asterias rubens (European starfish)
Lineage: Eukaryota; Metazoa; Echinodermata; Asteroidea; Forcipulatida; Asteriidae
Product: neurofilament heavy polypeptide-like
Exons: 9
Coding region: 667-2673 (668 amino acids)
Biological process (GO): fusion of sperm to egg plasma membrane involved in single fertilization
Source: RefSeq, a predicted model, not a curated record